UGGGAAUAUCAGUCUGUGCAUGCUUGAAAAAGAUUGUAUUCUAAACCCUGGAUGGGAAGAUUUGGACGCGUACUGGUAGAACUUUGAAAGUUUUGUGCUGAUUUGAAGUUCACCAGGUGGCGCUGUCGAAAUCUUCAAGAUGGCUGAGACUCUGAUUCCCCUGAACAUUACAAGUCUGAAAAGAAGCAUGGGUAACAGUGAACAGUUCUAUAAAGAAGCCACAGAACAAACAGCCAAUUUCAAUACCCGGAUGUCCAUAGAGAGAAAAAUGAGGUUACCUUUCUUGGACUCCCAGACAGGAGUUGCUCAGAACCACACAAACCUGUGGCAGCAUGCUCGCUAUAGGCAACCAGGUCAACAUUUUGGGCAGCUGUACACAUACCCAGCAAAGAGAUGGAAAAAGAAGAAGUCAUUCUUUUACUCUGACCUGAAAGUUGCGAAAGCUGGCGAUAUUGAGACUGGGAAGCUGGUGAACCUGCAUCAGAUCAGUGCAGUGGAGAAUCCAGCGGCAAGGUUUGAGGACACAACAGACAGCAUGGACAUGAUGGGUGAGUCCAGCAAAGACCGCUGGUAUGAUGAACUGGAGAACAACAGUGAGCCCCCUGACACGGCCGAGUUUGAGGACCGACAGUCAGAUAUCAGCGAUUACGAAGAAACUCUAGUCAAGAAGAAAAAACGCAAGGGUGGUCCUGGCAGAGGCAGACGAAAGAUGGCCGACAGAGAAAGAGAUGAGAGAGAUGAUUGGGAAAAACCCUACUCGUGUGAAGUGUGUGGAGCACGGUAUAAGACACGCCCAGGGCUAGCCUACCACUACCGACACUUUCAUAAGGAGUCUGGGGAGACGGAAGAAGAGCGAGUCCCGACACCCAAGCCCUCCAGUCAACCCCGAGGAGGCAAGUGCUUUGACCACAUAAAAUUGUCAGCAGCAGGGGGACCCAUUGAAGUGAAAGCCUUCAAUGAGCCGAGGGAUUCAAACCAGGCCAAGAAUGCAGAUGGAAAGGUGGCGCCUAACAACUACUGUGACUUCUGUCUGGGUGAUGCCAGUGACAACAAGAAGACGAAGCAGCCGGAGGAGCUGGUCUCCUGUAGCGACUGUGGCCGCUCAGGCCAUCCAACCUGUCUACAGUUCACCCCUAAUAUGAUAAUAUCUGUGAAGAAGUACCCCUGGCAGUGUAUAGAAUGCAAAUCAUGUGGAUUGUGUGGCACCUCAGACAAUGAUGACCAGCUUCUGUUCUGUGACGAUUGUGACCGGGGCUAUCACAUGUACUGUCUGAACCCUCCACUGGCUGAGCCACCAGAAGGUAGCUGGAGCUGUCACCUGUGCAUUGAAGAGUUCCAUGGAGGGAAGAAGCCAGAAGGGAUGCAGUAGAGAGACAGAGAUGUGCUGAUUUAUUUGUGCUGUGCAUGUCAAGCUUUGUUCAACAGGGUUUAUAAUAAACUGGUCAAAAAAUCUGGGAUUUAUAAGAUCUCUUGUGAAGAUAUGAGAAGAGAUAGCUCCACAGAGUGGAAAUAAGAAAGGCUGUUUAAGAGAGUGCAAUCUAUCCAAUGAAUUGCAAAGCAGUAACAGUUUAUAAACUAACAUGUUCAUGUAUGUUAUGGGCUAACUGUAUGUACAUGACCUAGUUUGGAUGCCUAUUCAUGCAACUGACUGAUUUCAUAGUUAACUUCAUCAAAGCAAAAAACUGCAGUGUUCAGUUGUAAGUAAAUUGUUGUGUGAAGUGAUUUCAUAGAAACAGCCUCUUUUACUUCCCUUUUUGAGCUACUUUUCACUCAUUUGGCCUGAAUUAGAACAAUACCAUUUGGAGUAAGUCCUUUUGUCAUAAUAAACAUUUUGCCACUACUGUCAGUACCUCAAUACUGUAAACCUAUAUCAGUUAUAUUGUAAGGUUGCCAACUCCAUGUACUUAAGGAUCCUACAGUAUUGGACAUUUCAGGGAAGUGUUAUGUCAACUCCUGUUCGAAUGACCAUUAAAUGGUGCAUUAACAUAUCAUACUGCAGCAUGAAAAUAUUGGCAAGUCAUUCCGCAUACCACGUCAUUAAAUGUAAAUUGCAUUUACAUUGUACGUCAGUAUAUUCCCUUAAGCCUGAAUUUUACUCAGAUUUUGUGAUGUAUUUAUUGAUUUGACUGAGGUUUUAUGCUGUACUCAAGAAUAUUUCACUUAUUCAACGGAAGCCAGCAUUAUGGUGGGAGGAAACUGGACAGAGCCAAGGGGAAACCUUCGACCAUCCGCAGGUUGGUGGCAGAACGAAGAGGAAGGUAGCUUCACUUCCCACAUAUGGCUGGAGAGUGAGCUAGCAUAAGCUGGACUUAGCUCCCAGCGACCACAUUGAUGAGAGGUUCUCUCAUCAUACACAGUAGAUGUUUUAUCAAAAAGAUUGCAGUACGUGUUUUGGUUUGUCUUGAAUUGAGUGACUGUAAUCUAUGUUCAGUGUGAAAAAUUCAAUUUUUCUACCUGCAAUACUGUACUGAUAAAAAAUAUUGUGACAAUGUUAAGUGCUUUUAUGUAUGUGUAUUCCUAUUAUAAUAAAAGAAAGAUAAAUAGAGCUAAUAUGGAAGGUCUUCUGGUGCUUGAGAUUCCUGUUGGGAUAGGCCUACUACGUGUGUAUGUUCAAGAAAUGGAAAAACGCUGGAGUCGUGUGAAGUGCAUUGAAAUGAUUUCUGUGAGUACAGCUCUCAGCCUUUGAAUGUCUGAAAAGCUGGUUUAGUUCAUAAUUCUGUGGCAAAAAACAUGCUGGAUACAUGUACAGGUGUAGAAAUGAGAAAGAAAAGAAUAAAGACUUUGAAUUUCA
Molecule: messenger RNA, 2791 nt
Organism: Liolophura sinensis
Lineage: Eukaryota; Metazoa; Mollusca; Polyplacophora; Chitonida; Chitonidae
Product: zinc finger protein ubi-d4 B-like
Exons: 11
Coding region: 140-1369 (409 amino acids)
Biological process (GO): nervous system development
Cellular component (GO): nBAF complex
Source: RefSeq, a predicted model, not a curated record